Molecule: messenger RNA, 840 nt
Organism: Propithecus coquereli (Coquerel's sifaka)
Lineage: Eukaryota; Metazoa; Chordata; Mammalia; Primates; Indriidae
Gene: UPK3B
Product: uroplakin-3b
Exons: 6
Coding region: 1-840 (279 amino acids)
Source: RefSeq, a predicted model, not a curated record
AUGGGGCUCCUCUGGAGGCAGCCUCCCCUGGAGCUGGUGCUCCUCCUCUUCCUCCUCACGGUGCUGAGCUAUCUUGGGCCCAGCUUGAGCCUGGAUCUGAUCCCCUACACGCCGCAGAUAACAGCCUGGGACCUGGAAGGGAAGGUUACGGCCACCACCUUCUCCCUGGAGCAGCCUCGCUGUGUCCUUGACGGACAUGCCAGUGCCGGAGACACCGUCUGGCUGGUGGUGGCCCUCAGCAAUGCCUCCAGGGGCUUCCAGAACCCGCAGACCCUGGCCGAGAUCCCGGCCUCCCCACAGCUGCUGACUGACGGCUACUACAUGACGCUGCCCCUGUCCUUGGACCAGCUGCCCUGUGAGGAUCCCGCAGGGGGUAGUGGAGAUGCCCCUCUGCUGCGGGUGGGCAAUGACCACGGCUGCCACCAGCCGCUCUACUGCAACGCCCCCCUCCCCAGCCCUGGACCUUACAGCGUGAAGUUCCUCCUGAUGGACACCAGGGGCUCACCCAAGGCCGAGACCAGGUGGUCAGACCACAUCACUCUCCACCAAGGGAAGGCCCCAGGCUCCAUUGACACGUGGCCAGGACGGCGAAGCGGCGGCAUGAUCGUCAUCACCUCCAUCCUCUCUUCUCUGGCUGGCCUCCUGCUCUUGGCCUUCCUGGCAGCCUCCACUGUGCGCUUCUCCAGCCUGUGGUGGCCCGAGGAAGCCCCCGAGCAGCUGCGGAUUGGCUCCUUCAUGGGGAAGCGCUACAUGACGCACCACAUCCCACCCAGCGAGGCCGCUACCCUGCCCGUGGGCUGCGAGCCUGGCCUGGACCCUCUCCCCAGCCUCAGCCCCUAG